UAUAAAUCAAAUCAAAUAUAUACUCUGUAUUCAUAACUAGUACUACACUCACAAAGCUGCUGCUCUCAACUAAUGGCGGGUCUGCUGGAGAAGGCGAAGGACUUGAUGGCGUCGGCCGUCAAAACCCCUGAAGCGACCGUCACCGACGUGGAUCUGAACGGCGUACGCUUCGACCACGUCGAAUACCUCGCCAAGGUCGCCGUCGACAACCCGUACCCGACUCCGAUCCCAAUCAUGGAGAUCUCCUACAACCUCAAGAGCGGCGCCAGGGUGAUUGCACAUGGGACGAUCCCGGACCCAGGAAGCCUGAAGGCGAACGGGAAGACGGAUCUGGAUGUGAUAGUGAAAGUGGCGCACACCGUGCUGGUCAGCUUGGUGGUCGACAUUUCCAAAGAUUGGGAUAUCGACUAUGAACUUGAGAUUGGGCUUAUCAUUGAUCUCCCCAUAAUUGGUAGCUUCACCAUUCCUAUAACUAGCAAGGGUGAAAUCAAGCUCCCUACGCUCUCUGAUGUCUUCUUCUCUUCCAAAGAGUCCAACGAGACCGAAGAGUGAGAGCUAGAGCUAGAGCAAGAUCAUGUGGUGGAUCUGGGUUUGAACUAGGGUUUUCAA
Linum tenue is the source of this 609-nucleotide messenger RNA. NCBI's taxonomy places the organism in Eukaryota, Viridiplantae, Streptophyta, Magnoliopsida, Malpighiales, Linaceae. The record is from the annotation of a GenBank genome assembly.